AGAUACGAAAGUGAUCGCGGCAAGGUGGAAGAGCAUGAAUGAAAUAGGAGGUAGUCGGGUUGUAUUCCUGGUCGACGUCAGUUGCGCCGCCUCAGACGUACAGUCAUACCAUAGGUCACUCUGCUUUGAGUGCACCAAAGUCCUCUUCUCCCUGUCGGUGUUUCCCUCAAGAAAUUGUGUGAAAUGGAAGCUAUUACCUCUAAGAGUUGACGAACCUGUCGCGGGGAGAGUACCUCCGUUUGUGGAUCUAACCUUGGAUUCAAUGAAAACCCUGUUCAAAGAGAUAGGAUAUGAACUGUUUAAAAAUGUUGACAAAGAUGUGAAGCCAUUGCCCUCGACUGUGUUAUCCUCUACUGUCGCUACUGUUGUGCAGGGUUGCUUGUGGGAUUCACCUGACAUCUAUUCACCUCCAAAGAGAAAGCCCUCAAGGGUGUCAGAUCCAAUGAAUAUCAUAUUUGUGUGCAGCAGAUGUCCAGAAAGAUUGCAGCAGAUUGUAUCUAACGAUCUUCAUGCCUGCCUUCUGAAGCAAAAUGUGCACCUUAUUUGCCUAAGUGAGAAGGGUGUCAUUAGAGAAAAGGAUGCUGGGAUUAUGCCACUAUUAAGAGAUGUGGUGUUGCCUUUUAUUGAGCCAAUACCUCAACCUGCUAGUGUUAUUUUGUCCCACCAGACAUCAUUUGCAAGACCUGAGUGCACCAUCAGUGGCAACCCUGAAAUGUUUUGGCUCUGCACUAGCACAGAGGGUAAUCCUUUGUGUGUCGUUGAAGUUGAGCCUGUACUGACAUCUGCACCUCAUUGCACAUUUAUGUCAAGUAUACAGAACUGCAACCUUGUAGUAGUUGGGAAAUGUGAUACACCCCAAUAUAAAUUUGUGCCUAAAAAUGAAGGUAAUUUUGCAGUAAUGAUUGGUGUGAUCAGAGAAGAUGAUGUGAACAGUUCAUACUUACAAAUGAGCUACUCAUCAUUCACUUGCACUGGUCUCUGUGUUCAUUCAUCUUCCUUUGAUGCAAGUGACGAUAUGCAGCAAAAUGGACUUGAAGCAUCAACAGAGCCAAAACCGUUUUCACAGGAAUACCAGCAUCUCUGUGCAAAUUUGGCAUCUAACAAACUUUGUUUGUUACUCGAAGUGAGAACUAAUACUGGUGACACUGCAUGGUGUAUACUUCAGCCACUGUGGUCAGUUAUGAGUUUGCUCACUGUUUUAAAGCCUCCAACCACAUGCAACCUUGACUCCGCAUUGUCAACUUCCAAUCUAUGGGAUUCUAGUAUAAUGGAUGAGCUAUAUUGUGUUCAACAUCUGUCGAAAUGCAUAACUUACCCGGAGCUAUACUACAAACUAGCACGAUCUUAUUCUGGGAGCACAGAAUGUGGCGUCUCACCGAAUCCUGGAAACCUAGAUGAGGCAGAAAAAGCUGCAAUUUUUGAUGAUGAUUCACUGUUACCUUGGUAUCCAUUUUCUGAGCAUCAGGGUCUAUCCUCAACAUGUUUUCAACACAUAAAAGAAUUGCAGAAAGGUGGUAAAUCUACAAGGAUUACUGAGGUCACAGGUACAGAACUUAUCAAGAUUGUUGUGGGUACGUGCAGUUCAGUAAUACUGCUGAGGGAAAAAAGGCUCCUAAGUCAGCAAACACAGAUGAUUACAGCCUGGAUGAAAUUUUUGAGAUUAUGGCAGCUGGUUACAUGAAGGUUAUCAAAAGUUGUAGUGAUUGUCUCCAAUUACAAGAGUGGGUUGCAAACAACCUGUGCAACGUACAGGUAGAAGUAGUCUACCUACUUCCCAAGGUCUCUAAAUUUCUCCUGCUAAAUGCUGAGCAGUUGGAACAGAAGUAUGCCAAAGGACUCAAUAACAAUGAGGAGAAAAUGACUGAGUACCUGCUGCAAGUGCUUUUGAGGUUGGAAGUAAACCAUAUCGCAGUUGGACAGUUAAAAGAUCUAGAUAUCAAUAUUUUAGCAACAGAGGUCACUCACCUGCUAAGAAAAAUUUCACUAAUGGCGAAACCUUCAUUUCUUGGCCAAUUGAUGAAAGAGGUCAUCCUACCAAACUACUCUGCUACUUGCCAGAAAAUGCUUCUUAGUGUGUAUGAAGAACUGUUGCUUCCAGUGCCAGUUGAACUUGGUGGGAGCCGGCUGGGUAGUCCACAGAGAGAGGAUGCUAAAGCAGACUCUGUCAGCAGCAAUGAUGAUGAAAGGAGUGUAGGCCAACAGUUAGUAAAUGACGUGUCAAGUGCACCUGUGAAAACUGUGACCAUGCAUAGGUCAGCGAGCAAUCUCUGUGUCCACAUCACUGCCAUGCACAAUUAUAUGAACCAUUUUCAGUUUUAUGCGUCAUGCUAGUUUUCAAGAUCAGCGCCAGAUCAUCAUGCCUGCUCAAAAACCUAAAUGGAAGAAAGAAGAAGCAGUACGUGUUACUAUUACGCUGUAUUGGACUGUAAAUAGACACUUAUGUGUACAGCCACACUGGCAUUGACAGUUAAGAGUCUUCUUUGUGCAGACAGUUCUAUUGACCCCUAUGUACGUAUAAGCAUCAGUGAUUUUUUGUGCAUAAUGGUCAAAGGUCACCUGCAUGUGAUACAUUCGUACCUGUGGAGGUGUAGCAGCCUGAAGACAAUGUUAUUUUUUGUAUUUUUGUCAUUCUCUGUCCAGCUGUUUUGCAACAAUAUAACUAUGAACCAAAAUGGUGCCCAUUUAGUGGUCUGAUUUGCGUCUGUACAGAAUUGAACAUGCGCAUAAAGUGGUGAAAAUAUUCUCUAGUAUAUUGAAUCUAGGCUAUUUAGAACUGCAGCUGAGUUGGUUAUUCUG
Molecule: messenger RNA, 2796 nt
Organism: Geodia barretti
Lineage: Eukaryota; Metazoa; Porifera; Demospongiae; Tetractinellida; Geodiidae
Source: the annotation of a GenBank genome assembly